AUGUCUAAAGAUACACGUUCGACUACUAAAGGCAUCAAAGUUGGUGUUAAUAGCGUUACAUGCUAUUUUUGUGAUUAUGUUCCGCCUGCAGAAAGUGUACAUAAAGACAUUCUGCCUGCCAUGAACAACUGUAGAAAUCUCAGAUACAUUUGCGAUGGUUGCCUCAGGUCUUUCGAUGGUUUGAAAACAGUGACCAAACCAAUUCUGGAUAAAAAUGAUGAAAUAGAAUUGGAAAUUAAAAAGAUUUCUGAACAUACAACCGCGUUAUGUAAAGAUUUUUGCGAACUAAAGCAAUUGGUAGUGGCAAAUGGUGAUAGGUUGAACCAGAUCAACAGCGUCGACAAUACGCUCGAUAAAUCAUUUGACAAUUUCAAGCAGCAGAUAAAUGAAUCUUGGACUGGUAUAGUCAAACAGGGUAUCGAUGCGGUUAAAAAUGACGUCAAGGUUGUGCAGCGUACCCUCGAAGUGUUAUUGUUCCUUUUGUGUGAAACGUGGCAUGGUUCUCCUGUAGAUCCUUCUAUUCAGUUGGCCAUGCCGCCAGGUUUUAGUUUCUUGCAAAUGUUGAGGCCUCAUGAUUCUUACCAUGGUGGUCUUAUUGUUUUUUUCAAGAAGAUGUUCAAGGCCAGGAAAAUUGAAGUUCCGGUUUUUCAGACCUUCGAGGCUAUUAUAGUUGAAUUUUCUUUUGAGCGUCGCAAAGUUUUUGUUUUUGGUAUUUACAGACCAGGUUCAAAAUUGGUCACAUCUUUGUUUUUUGGUGAGCUGACAUCGGUGUUGGAACAUUUAUUUGCAUUGGGUGAUGGUUUGAUAGUGGCUGGGGAUUUUAACAUUCAUAUUGAAAGGCCUGGUGAUACACACUCAAUUAAUCUGCUUGAAAUAUUUGAUUCGUUUCAGUUAACAAACGUGGUUAAUGAGCCUACCCAUAACUUGGGUGGCACACUUGAUUUAGUUGUGUCCACUCCUGAUAUUCCUUUGUCUAAUUGUAGAUGUCAGGCUACCAUCGACAACAAGGCGGUUGGUACGCUCUUGGAACCGUUUGGAUACAAAUCGUUUUAA
Messenger RNA from Helobdella robusta, 1053 nucleotides. RefSeq lists its product as hypothetical. The coding region runs from base 1 to 1053 and encodes 350 amino acids. The transcript has 3 exons. Gene Ontology annotation, molecular function: catalytic activity. Lineage: Eukaryota; Metazoa; Annelida; Clitellata; Rhynchobdellida; Glossiphoniidae. The record is from RefSeq and is a predicted model, not a curated record.